GCCACGUGGAAACGUCAGGCGCGGUUGUUCGUUUCCGUGUCUGGUUUUGUCGCCGGCCGUUUCCGAUAGGAAUCGCCGCUUAGCCGAGGCAGCGGACGCGUGGAUGUUUUCCGUCGACAAAGGUGUGGCUGUGCCUCGAACUGUUGUGGAUACGUCUACCCUCGUAAGGCUACUUCCAUGCAAUUUAACACAGAGGCUGCUUUAUUCUAGCGCUGCGGGAAGACACCAAGCCACAAGCCAAGUCGGAAAGCGUUGAAAGCCUCAAGGCCCAGGAAGAGCACAAAUGGGCUCCUUGCUGAUGUACCGGGGCCUACCCGGUGGGCCCACUGAGGUCAAGUUCGCGGACGAACUGUCUCGUCACUGUCUCUGCAGUCAGUGCGGCAUGAUUACGCUGUCCAUGUAUCAAGACCCCAACGAUCACAUGUUUUGCGAUACCUGCCUACACGAGCGGAGCACGAAGUACGGCAAGUUCGAGAUAUUCUGCACCUACGAACGCAAGAACAUCGGCAUUAACGAGAUGUUCGAAGCUCGAGACCUCAUCACGAUACUUCGCGACCAGUACGUGGACUGUCCGAAUAAACCGCAUUGCAAAGAAAAAGUGCCGCUGGAAAACCUACACGACCACUUCGUUGCUUGCAAGCGGCACGUUCAAUGUCCGAACUGCCGCGAGAGCAUCGAGACCAAAAAAUGGAAGGAUCAUCAUUGUCCUUUGGAGACAGAACGAGCUGUAACAAAAGCAGCGGAGAAAAGUGGAGCUUCGAAGGAGGCGGUUAAGGGCAGAGAGCGUCAAGAAAAACAGAAGCCUUCAGUCUUACGCUCUUCAAAAUCCCGUGACAUUGAACCAAGCUCAAGCCAGAGAUGCGGUGGCCGCCAAACUACGGCAGUGUCUAUGUCUCCUGCUGAAACACAUGGGCGGGCUGUUGCGUUUCCACAGCCAGAUCAACUGGUGGCACCUGAAGAACGUGGCGCAGCGGCACCGAUGCAGAACAGUGAUGGAGGAAAUCAUGUUCCCGAAGCGAUACAGGUGUGCGAAUAUUGCCACCGAAAAGUUAAGGACAUCAACAUGGAGCGUCACCAGAAAGCGUGCACCAAAGCUCCAAAACCCUGCGUCUACUGCGAAACGCCUUUUUUUCCCGACUAUAUGCAACGGCAUAUUCAAGAGUGCAAUAAAAACCCCGACAAUGUACCAGAGUGCAACUCGGCAGCACCUGAACCAGGAGCCAUCAACGAACCACCUGAAGCCAACUGCUCAGCGAGGACUGUCUUCGACACCAACCGUGACAUCAAUAUUGGUGGUGGACCUAUCUGGAUGCAGUACUUCGCUUCAGGGGACUGGCUGGGCGCAUUCGUGGCUAUGGAAGAAUCGUUCAGAGACUCAGUCUUAGACCAGCAAGACAGAUAUGCCCGCUUCGCUCCCGCACUCGUCAGCCUUGAGCAGUACCAUUGCGUCGAAGAUUUCUUGGCAAAACCUUCUCCAGUACAGCCUUACUACUGUCUGUUGGCCGCAUUGCUUGUCCGGAAGUACUUGCCACGAAACGUGUGGUCCAGAAGACAGGAAGGGACGUGGAUGGGUGCUCUGCAGUAUAUGCCUUAUUUCUUGGCAUCCGAAUUGAGCGAUGAAGCCAUCGCUUACCUGUGUGCCUUCCCGGUUUUCCUGGAUGAGAUGGGCUGUCAAGAUGUUGGUGCAAACGCCCCGUCUGUCGCACCAUGCCAGCCAUCCCCUAAGCCAGGGCCAAACGGCGUCUCGGAAAAACCAUCCAGUGGCGAAGCUCACGGGGGUGUGAACACAACUGAAACGGACACCCCAAAACCUGAUUUAGAGGGAGAAGCACGCGCAACGGCUGAAUUGGGUAAGCAACAUUCUCCCGUUGAGAGCUAUUCGACUUGGCUGUCAUCUUGGGCUUUCUCCUAUUUCUUGAAUUAUCGGAAUAAUCCUGCACCUAUAGGCACACUGUUUCAGGAAGACGAGGACAAGGCAAGCGCCAAGCUAAAAACCGACGAAAGGGCAAGAAACGAAGACGCUGACCGCACUGUAUACUUGAACGCUUCACCUGAACCGAGCAUGCGCAGCUCCCUGCGAAAUCAAGGUUCGUCGGAUAGCAUUACCAACGCGACUGCAUCGAGCAAACGAGAACUGCUGCUUUCGGCCAUAGCGGGAUCUCCUAGGCGACACCAUGGCCUCCUCCCUAACGCAUCGGAAUCCAGCACCCUGCAGGAGUACCCGGUCAACACGAAUCCUACGCUGGACGGCCAUGCUACUAGAGAUAGCUACCAUCAGGCACAAGAAUUAGACGACACAUUUAGCGCGAUGAGCGUGGCGACCUCGUCAAUGGAAUUAGCGACAUCAGAUAGCGGAAGAGAUCUAUCAUCACCGAAGUAUGCUAGCAGAGCUGACUCUAAUGGAGGAACAGGGGAGUGUCCAGUGACGUGUAGGCAACUUGUUGCUUCUCAGGGAACUGAUGGCAGCACUUGUGGCGCCAGUUAUGAGGAGAUUGAAUACUAUAAACGACGUAACCGGAUGCAUGAGUUUCGAUCAGCUGUUACUCUACCGGAACACUGUCUACAGAUAGAACCGGGGUGUGUUAGCUCUGCAAUGGCUUCCAUGCGGCAUCCGUAUAGACCAAGGGUCGUCUCCUCUCCAGAGCACUCCUCUGCAUUGAAAGGAUGUGCUUCCUCGCUACUUCCGGCAAGAGGCUUAGGCCGGGGGUUGCGAACAACAAGGUGCGAAAUACCGAGAUAUCCUGGUGCUCUCCGAGAGGAUAGCCUGGAAGCAAUGAGCGCGUACGCUGAGCGUGAAGCAAACGUUGAGAGUGCCGAACAUCCGUAUGAGUAAACUGUCGUUGUAAGGACACGUGCAUUGUACAUACACUUCGAUCUACAUUGGGCUAGUGUUCCAUACGAUGUCAUGUAGCAAUAAUAGCAAAUCAUGCAGGAGCAAGAACUAACUGUCAAAAUGUGGUUUAUAAUGAAAAGAAACUACCAGGCGCCUACAAGCUCCGUUCGAAAUCGUGGUGCGUUGUAAAUGCUCUCUCGGGCGUUCGUUCACUGAUUUGCACGUUUUCUAUCUCUGUUUUUUUUUAUUUAGCUUCGUUGCUUUUUGGAUUUAGCUUCGUUAGCACUCAGUUUGUCGAGCCUUUUUUAGUGUACUUUCAAAUAUCCUGUACAAAGUGGCGCGGUUUAGUAAUAAACUUCAGGUGAAAGCUAG
Molecule: messenger RNA, 3205 nt
Organism: Rhipicephalus sanguineus (brown dog tick)
Lineage: Eukaryota; Metazoa; Arthropoda; Arachnida; Ixodida; Ixodidae
Exons: 9
Coding region: 284-2833 (849 amino acids)
Source: RefSeq, a predicted model, not a curated record